AUGCCUUAUAUUUUCAUUGUACAAUCCUUAGGUUAUGGUAAAUCAAGACUCAUUAAAGAAUAUGCAAGACAGGGACCUACAAUUGAAGCUGCAAAUUCUUGUGAAAUUACCAAAAAUCAAGGAUUGAAAGAUAUUAAUAAUGAUGAUUUACAAGGAGCAAGUAAUGACUUUAAUGAUAGUGAUGAAGAAACAAAAAAUCUCAUAAGUUUAGCUAUUCUUGCUUCUUUAUAUUCUAUAGAUAUUUCCUCAUUUGUUCACUUUUUCUCAAAUCUUAUUGCUAGUCAUCUUGGCACUUAUCUUAUAAUCUCUCAAGAUAAAAUAAAAGUUUUAGCCUGUUAUCCACCAGAACCAAUAAUCACUGAAGCUGCUUAUGAACUUUUGAAUAAUAACAUAUUAAAUUAUAUUAAACUUACAACCUUUUUAGAUGAAUUAUUAACUAAUAACAUCAUAUUACGUGAAAAUAAUGCAGAAUACAAUUAUCUUAAAAAUGCCAGUGUCUUCUUUAUAAGAUUUGUUACUAUUAGUACUAUUCCACAACUUGAUGCAUAUGAAAAGAAAAUUGUAGAGGUAGAUUGGGGAGUUACUACAAGAUUAAAUGAUCAAAAUCCCAAACCAACUAUACAUUAUACUAUUAUAGAUCUUAAGUCUUUUAAUAUUACGUAUAGAAAGAAUCUUAAAAGUUUUCGUGCAAUUCUUAAGGCUUACAUUAUUCCUUAUAAUGCAAUUUGA
Funneliformis caledonium is the source of this 729-nucleotide messenger RNA. NCBI's taxonomy places the organism in Eukaryota, Fungi, Glomeromycota, Glomeromycetes, Glomerales, Glomeraceae. The record is from the annotation of a GenBank genome assembly.